CAAAAACAAGAUCGGCACUGGUGGGGAAAUGAGCGCUGCAUUCUAUUGGUCCGUACAAUUAACUAAGAAAUACUAGUUGUGAAAACUAGGUUGCUGCAACUGGUUUUUUAGUAUUAAUAGUGCUUGAAGUAUACCUGUACCUUAUUGACGUUACGCUGUAACAAAAGUUAUGAAAAUGAAUGAUAAACCCACAAUUCUUUGCCCAUGUCCACUUCCAAAGAGGCUUAUAACGUCAAACCACUGGAUUGCAAGAAACGAUUCUUCAAAUGUCAACUCUAUUUUGCAGCCAGACAAUUUUUUGUUUUCUCCACGCUUAAAGUAUCGAGAAAAAACUAAAGGCGAUAAUGUUCUGGUUAAGAAAUUAAUGAGCGAAAAUAAUUGUUACUGUAGAGACAAAUUUGAAAAAUUGCCCAAGCCUAGAUAUUUCAAACGGCCCAAUAGUUGCGUUGGUUACAAAGAAGGAGAAAAUGUAGAUGAUGAUUUGAGACGAAAGUCUUUGACUUGUGUAUGUGAAGAGGUAGAUGAUGAUGAAGACAUUGUUGGCGCAAAAGUCCGACAGGUUAAGAGUUUACCAGCUGAGGUUAGCUUUAAACCUACAGAGCAAAGGAAGAAAUAUGAAGAAUAUAGGCAAAUGCAAGAGGAAAAGUUUCAGGAGAAAUUAUUAGAGGAUAAAGAACGUGAAGAAUUUGAAAAAUUCAAUAGUGAAUAUAGUUCACAAGAAAAAACGAAUUCUGCUGGAGGAGAUUAUUCUGAUAUCGAUACUAUUCUUAGUACGCGAAAAUAUGGAACAAAUUAUACUUCUGAAUCACAAUUUACAAAUAAAAAAUAUUCUGAGUCGGUACAUACAAAACCUUCAAGUGACAAUAAUCAUGAUAAUUUCAAAGGUGAUAUCCGUUCUGCACCAGAUUUUCGACGGGAACACUAUUUUGAAACACACAAUAUUGGAAAAAUAGCUGAUAUUACUGGAAAUCCAUCUAAAGAUGAACAUACAUGCGUUCACCAGUUCCAGCUCGACGACAGAUGGAUUCCAGAGCCUCUAAAUAAAGAUUCAUUUGGAAGAAGUAUAUGCACAAUAUGCGAUAAAGUUAUGGAAGGUUCUAGAAUCGGUUUGAGUUCUGGAUUUCUUUUGACGGACAGGAUGAGUGAUGCACUGAAUCGUUCAAAAAUCAAAAAUUACGCAGAAUCUUAUAAGAGUGGCUUCACUCCUACAACAAUCAAUUUGGGUAGAGGAAAAUCGAAAAUUGAAGUCGUCCUCAAGGAACAGGAUAUUGACAAGUUUGGAAAUUAUAUUAAUCGAGUCAAAAGACCUGUUUACAGGAAUAGUUUAGCUUUGAGGCAUCAGAGACUAAGAAUGAUUUGAGAUAUUUUAUAUUUUUAUCAAAUUUUUAAAUAAAUAUAUUAUCAAUUUUA
Ceutorhynchus assimilis (cabbage seed weevil) is the source of this 1410-nucleotide messenger RNA. NCBI's taxonomy places the organism in Eukaryota, Metazoa, Arthropoda, Insecta, Coleoptera, Curculionidae. The record is from the annotation of a GenBank genome assembly.